This is a messenger RNA of Pyrus x bretschneideri (Chinese white pear), 1074 nucleotides long. Its product is annotated as vacuolar protein-sorting-associated protein 37 homolog 1. The transcript has 7 exons. Lineage: Eukaryota; Viridiplantae; Streptophyta; Magnoliopsida; Rosales; Rosaceae. The coding region runs from base 158 to 865 and encodes 235 amino acids. Gene Ontology annotation, biological process: protein targeting to vacuole; ubiquitin-dependent protein catabolic process via the multivesicular body sorting pathway; protein targeting to membrane. The record is from RefSeq and is a predicted model, not a curated record. Gene Ontology annotation, cellular component: ESCRT I complex.
GUAACCCUUUGAAUUUUCUCUCGAACGUAACUGGACUGUUUAAGCUUCCAAAUUCCUCCUCCUCCUCGUCCAUCCAGUUCAAUCUUUUCGUCGAUUCGAUUCGAUUCCAUUCCGUACCCAGCUUGAUUGAUCGGAGUCCUCAAGCUCUCCCAAAGCCAUGUCCAUGUUCAAGUUCUGGGGAUCUCAGGAGGAACCUACUCAGCCGCGUCCGGAGGUUGUUACUCCUUCACAGUCAUGGUACCCUCCAUCUGUAGUUAGUUCUCCGACUUCUUCUCGCCCUGGGACGCCGAGUAGCACCUCGUCUAGCAGUAUGAGUUACCAAAGGCCAACAGAAAGGGCACAGUCUGCGUUACAUGUUUCUCCCGCCGAAGCUGCCGCUGUUAUUUCCGUUCUGAAGGACAAGAGUGUUGAGGACCUACGGAAGCUUUUGUCUGACAAGAAUGCAUACCAGCAAUUUUUUCUUUCGCUCGAUCAGGUCAAAAUUCAAAAUAAUCUAAGAGAGGAGCUACGGAGGGAAACUCUGCAGUUAUCCAGGGAAAACUUGGAAAAAGAACCGCAGAUGGUGGAACUUAGAAACCAGUGCAGAAUAAUUAGAACAACAGAGUUGGCUGCUGCUCAGGAGAGGCUAAAUGAACUUGAGAGAAAGAAAGAAGAAACGUUGAAGCUAUGUUCCCCGUCUUCUCUUCUUCAAAGGCUUCAAGAAUCGAUGAAUACAACGGAGGAGGAAUCUGAAGCUCUGCACCAGCAGCUCCUCGACAAGGAGGUUGAUCUCGGAGCUUUUGUGGAAAAGUACAAGAAGCUUCGUACCACUUACCACAAGCGAGCGCUUGUUCAUCUUGCCGCAAAAACAUCUUCAAUAGGGUGAACAUAUGACCUUAGUAACUUGUAUACAUUUUAGUGGAUACUUCAUUGAAAAGGUCGAUAAAAAGUACCGUGGUGAUCGUUGCUUAUUCGUGUAUAAUUUGAGCAUCUAUUUGCCCUAUCACAUUAAUAUUCAUUUUUUAUAGUAAUUCUGUGUAUAAACAUUAUUGUUUUCUCAUUUGGACAUCCAAGGCUUAUAAACUUUGUUCGAAA